AAUGUGAUUAUAAAAAGGCAGCCGGCAGCCCGGGAGCUGUGUGCUAGCUGCCGUUCCAUCUACCAGCAGGCUCGAGCAGGAAGAUUGCUUCUCUUCUCUCCUCCAAGGUCUAGCGAUAAACCCUGCGCGCGGCGCCACCAUGCGGCAGAAGGCGGUAUCGCUCUUCCUGUGCUACCUGCUGCUCUUCACCUGCGUCGGGGGAGAAGCAGGCGGAAGAGAAGGAGAGAGUGCGGAGGACAGCGGCUGGGGCCCCUCCUGGCGCACCCUGACCUACAUGGCCGUCGGAGGAGGGCUCGGGGCCGCGGCGCUGCCGGCUCUGGGCUUCACCGGCGCCGGCAUCGCGGCCCACUCGGCGGCGGCCUGGCUGAUGAGCUGGUCCGCGAUCCUGAACGGGGGCGGCGUGCCCGCGGGGGGGCUGGUGGCCAUGCUGCAGAGCCUCGGGGCUAGUGGUGGUGGCAGUGUCCUCAUGGGCAAGGUUGGUGCCUUUCUGGGCUACUCUGCCCACAAGUACAUGGAGAGCAAGAAAAAGGAUGAGGAGUAGCCAGCGGCUCCCAGGAACCCCCUCCUUCCUCCUUGCCCUCCCUCUUAUAGUGAGAAGAAUCCAGCACUUUCUCUGUCACUCUCCAGAGUGACAUAGGUGAGAAAACAGAAUAAACAUCUCUCAGAAAACA
This is a messenger RNA of Microcebus murinus (gray mouse lemur), 671 nucleotides long. RefSeq names its product interferon alpha inducible protein 6 (gene IFI6). NCBI's taxonomy places the organism in Eukaryota, Metazoa, Chordata, Mammalia, Primates, Cheirogaleidae. Gene Ontology annotation, cellular component: mitochondrial membrane. The record is from RefSeq and is a predicted model, not a curated record. Gene Ontology annotation, biological process: negative regulation of mitochondrial depolarization; release of cytochrome c from mitochondria; negative regulation of extrinsic apoptotic signaling pathway in absence of ligand.